GGUGGAAGGGGCGUGACCAGUUGCUGCGCUCUCGGCUAUGGCGGCCUGCGCCCGGUUGACCCGGGCUCUGCUUGUCCCUGGAGCAACCUUGGGAGGCCCGCGGCUGCCGGGGCUGAGAUGGUUGAGCGGGUCGGUGGGGCCGGGCCAGGCCGUCUACGAUGUGGUGGUGGCCGGCGGGGGCAUGGUCGGGACCGCCAUGGCCUGUGCCUUAGGACACAACGUUCACUUUCGUGACAAGAAAAUCCUGUUGCUAGAAGCAGGUCCAAACAAAGUUUUGGGCAAGUUACCGGCAACUUACAGCAACAGAGUCAGCUCCAUCACCCCUGGCUCAGCAACCCUCCUUAGCAGUUUUGGUGCCUGGGAUCACAUCUGCAACAUGAGAUACAAACCUUUUCGGCGGAUGCAGGUUUGGGAUGCCUGUUCAGAAGCUCUAAUAAUAUUUGAUAAAGAUGAUUUAGAUGAUAUGGGAUAUAUAGUGGAGAAUGAUGUCAUUAUGUCUGCUCUCGCCAAGCAAUUAGAUGCUGUCCGUGAUCAGGUGGAGGUUGUCUACAAAAGCAAAGUAAUUAGUUAUACGUGGCCUGGUCCAUUCUUAGAUGCAGAAACCAGUCCGUGGGUUCAAAUUACUUUGGCUAACGGCCGCCAGCUCCAGACCAAAUUGUUGAUUGGUGCAGAUGGUCACAACUCAGGGGUGCGGCGUGCUUCGGGAAUCCAGAAUGUGUGUUGGCCCUACGAUCAGUCAGCUGUCGUGGCUACUUUGCACUUAAGUGAGCCCACUGACAACAAUGUGGCAUGGCAAAGAUUUCUUCCUUCUGGGCCCAUUGCCUUACUGCCGCUCUCAGACACUUUGAGCUCCUUGGUGUGGUCCACAUCCCAUGAGCAUGCAGCAGAACUGGUCAGCAUGGAGGAGGAAAAUUUUCUGGAUGCCAUUAAUUCUGCCUUUUGGAGUGAUGCCAGUCACACAGAUUUCAUUGACUCUGCUGGAUCCGUGCUGCAGUACGCUUUCACACUUCUGCAGCCCACUAACUCCUCGGCCCGACAACUGCCCCCAAGUGUUGCGAAAGUGGACCCAAAAAGCCGAACACUGUUUCCACUUGGGAUGGGGCAUGCUGUUGAGUACGUCCGACCCCGAGUAGCACUCAUUGGGGAUGCAGCACACAGAGUCCAUCCCCUAGCAGGGCAGGGGGUCAACAUGGGAUUUGGGGAUAUUUCCAGCUUGGUCCGUCACCUCAGUAGAGCAGCAUUUAAUGGGAAAGAUCUAGGUUCCUUGAGCCACCUUACAGAAUAUGAAACAGAGAGACAGCGGCACAAUGUCUCUCUCAUUGCUGCCACAGACUUGUUAAAGAGGCUUUACUCCACAACUCUUUCUCCUCUGGUGUUGUUAAGGACGUGGGGCUUGCAGACAACAAAUGCUGUUUCUCCACUCAAAGAACAGAUUAUGGCCUUUGCAAGCAAAUAAAUGCCCUACUUCCUGGUCACUGUUUUGAGGAAUAAAGCAGACAUAGACCAGAUAGACUGCAUCAAUCAAAUACAUUGUUGUCAAAAUGUAAUAAACUUGCUUUUUACUA
Molecule: messenger RNA, 1565 nt
Organism: Phascolarctos cinereus (koala)
Lineage: Eukaryota; Metazoa; Chordata; Mammalia; Diprotodontia; Phascolarctidae
Gene: COQ6
Product: coenzyme Q6, monooxygenase
Biological process (GO): ubiquinone biosynthetic process
Cellular component (GO): mitochondrion
Molecular function (GO): FAD binding; 4-hydroxy-3-all-trans-polyprenylbenzoate oxygenase activity
Source: RefSeq, a predicted model, not a curated record